UUUUAUGAUAACAAAAAAAAUGAAGAACAGAGAAUUGGGGUGGAGAUUCUCCAAUACAGAAGACAAUUCCGGGAGGGAGAGACAGAGAUGCACACUCUGCACCUUUAUCCUCUCGGUGUAUAUUUCUAUUCCCAUUCAAGAAAGAAGAACAUGUUAGCCAACACGAGCCUCAUCUCCUGCAACUUUUCCUUCCCGCUAAAAAUUAGCACUGAAGUCAGAAUCCCAACCCAAAACCCAAAUUGGAAAACCUCAAUUCCUUCAAGGUUUCUUGGACUUGACAGUCAGAGAAUCACUAUCUCCAAUUUCCACAAAAAGGGUGUGUUGCAAACAUGUCGGAGUUCUAUCAACACUGAAAAUUCACAAGACCCAGUUGUGGAUAAAGAAGCCUCUUUGGAGAGUGAGGUUGUUGGCAAUGGGAGUAGUAAUCCUGGUGGGGAGGGUGGGGACUGGACGACAUCGUUUUUGCUUUUCUUGCUGUGGGCUGGACUCAUGUACUAUAUCUUUAACCUCACCCCCAACCAGACCCCGUCAAGGGAUGAAUAUUUCUUGAGAAAGCUUCUGAAUUUGAAGGGGGAUGAUGGUUUCCGAAUGAAUGAAGUGCUUGUUUCACUGUGGUACAUCAUGGGUUUGUGGCCUUUAGCUUAUAGUAUGUUGCUGCUUCCGACAUCUAGAAGCUCAAAAAGUAAAAUUCCGGUCUGGCCAUUCCUCAUACUUUCAUGCUUUGGCGGUGCAUAUGCUCUUCUUCCUUACUUUGUUCUUUGGAGACCACCACCUCCGCCUAUUGAAGAAACUGAACUCAGCAGAUGGCCUCUAAAUUUUCUGGAAUCGAAGUUAACUGCUGGGGUAUCACUUGCUGCUGGACUUGGACUUAUUAUUUAUGCAGGUUUAGCAAAUGGGGAAGACUGGAAGGAGUUUUUCCAGUACUUUAAGGAGAGCAAAUUUAUCCACGCCACCUGCAUUGAUUUUACCCUGCUAGCUACUUUUGCUCCUUUUUGGGUUUACAAUGAUAUGACUGCUCGGAAAUGGUAUGACAAAGGCUCUUGGUUGGUUCCUGUGUCAUUGAUUCCAUUCUUGGGUCCCAGUUUGUAUCUUCUCCUGAGGCCUUCGUUACCGGCAGUUCCUGUUUCAUUGAGCCCUACUUCUUCAGAAGAGAACUAGUCUAUGCAUUGUUUCUCAGUCUCGGUAAGAGUGAAGAAAUGAUAUGGAUACUUGGUAAGUUCAGUAGCAAAAGAAUUCCAGAAUAGAGUGAGAAAGAUUCCUUGGGCAGUCAUUAUUUAGUACAUUGGAAAGAAAGAAAUUACAGUUUUUGUAAGGCAGUGUUUGGUCAAGGAUUUGUCUGACGGAAAAGAAAACGCAAGUUCGUUCUCAAAACACACUGAAGGUACAUUUCCCACUCUUGUUACUCAAUGAAUCCCUCCACGAAUCCUUGAUCCGAUCAAAGCCUAAAGGUAUCCAUAGAAUCCUUCACCCUUUCAGCCUUAAUGGAUCCAAACACUCUCACUCCAGAUCUGUCAAGGCCUCUGCGCUUUAUGUCUUAGUUUCUAGGAAUUGGUUUAUUCCCCCUUUUUGUCAUUGAGCAUCAAUAUUCAAUGGCAGUCUUGUUUUAUGAGCGGAAAAUGCCAAUAGAGUUGUCUUAAUAUUGAUUUUAGGGGGGGAAACAUCGUUGAAGCCUUGUGACAACAUCUGAACGAGUUUUCACCAUGCAGUGAAUAUAUUAGUGGUGCUUAGUUCAACAAUGUGAUGUUUGUGUUUGUCCCAAAACGCAAACCAGAAACAAAACCAACAAUAAUGAUCUCAAACACCUGGUAGAAGCAACAGAUGCACUGAUGUCUCUAUUCAUCACAACUUCACAAGCGGAAAAUAUUGCAUUUUUUUUUCUUUGAUUGGAAAUUGCAUUUUUUUUUCUUUGAUUAGAAAUUGCAUUAAGCCCAUCAAUUCUCGCUUGUAACUAGUUAAUUCUCUAUACAAAAAAAAAAAGACCACUUAAUAUGAAAACAAUAGCAGAUCAACCCAAAAAAACUUGAGGAAACAUGGCGAUAAUCAGUGAUGGAGUUUCAAUGUGUUUAAAAACCAUGACAAUAUACAUAAUCAGAAAGAAGGCAUAACAGGGGCGACUGUGUAAUUGAUGAAAAGCGCUUCACUCGUAUAGUUUCUGCAACUCAUCUUUGAACUUGGCCUUCAGUUGUUCCCUCUUCAAUUUGAGGGCAGCAGUAACCAAUCCCGACUCGGGUGUCCAGGGGUCCGGCAUCAACUUGAUCUUUGAUGGAAUUUCAAACUUUUCUAGUUUUGCAUCUUUCCCC
Messenger RNA from Rhododendron vialii, 2300 nucleotides. RefSeq lists its product as uncharacterized. The record is from RefSeq and is a predicted model, not a curated record. The transcript has 7 exons. Bases 88 to 1158 code for a protein of 356 amino acids. NCBI's taxonomy places the organism in Eukaryota, Viridiplantae, Streptophyta, Magnoliopsida, Ericales, Ericaceae.